Solanum pennellii is the source of this 375-nucleotide messenger RNA. RefSeq lists its product as uncharacterized. The transcript has a single exon. The coding region runs from base 1 to 375 and encodes 124 amino acids. NCBI's taxonomy places the organism in Eukaryota, Viridiplantae, Streptophyta, Magnoliopsida, Solanales, Solanaceae. The record is from RefSeq and is a predicted model, not a curated record.
AUGACGAAUUACGCAGUUGUAAAUCCUCGGAGUUUACCUAAGAGUUACAGUGUAACAUCAUCUACGAGGUCUGAUAACAGCGAAGAUUUUAGAGAACUUGUUAGAGCAGCGUCCGCGAGGAGCAUGGGAGAGAAUUUUGAGCUGAAUUUAUUAAUACAGCAACAAAUUCGACAGCAAUUACAGCAACAAAUGCCAUCAAGGAGAACAGUACCGAGGAGUGUUAGUGUUGGUAUGGGAAGAAUCGAUGAAGAUAAGCCAUUUGUUUUAGGAGGUCAAGAAGAUGAUGUUUCGAUUAUGUUAAUGAAAAAUGAUUUGAGGUAUCCUAGGAGUAGAAGUCAUGCUGUUUCAAAGACUAGUAAUGUUCAUGUCUUUUGA